Molecule: messenger RNA, 1500 nt
Organism: Stegastes partitus (bicolor damselfish)
Lineage: Eukaryota; Metazoa; Chordata; Actinopteri; Pomacentridae
Gene: dytn
Product: dystrotelin
Exons: 10
Biological process (GO): synaptic signaling
Cellular component (GO): plasma membrane
Molecular function (GO): zinc ion binding
Source: RefSeq, a predicted model, not a curated record
AUUUUAUGCUUUGAAUCACGUCCUGCAGGUCUGGUGAGCGUUUCGGGGAACAGCUCAGGAUCUGUCAGCAGGUCCGGCCUCCGAUCUCUGCUGCAGGACCUCAGCCAGGUUCCUGCAGCGGUGCAGGAGGAGGACGUGUUCGGCGGCGUGGAGGCGGCGGUGAGGUCGUGUUUCAACGGGGUGGUGACCCCGACGGCCAGCGAAGAAUACGUGAUGUCAUGGCUGCAGAGCGAGCCACGCCUGUUGCUAUGGUUACCCACUGUGUACCGGCUGUCAAUCGGUCAGAACAUCAGCCACAAUGUUCGCUGCCACACCUGUAAGACCUUCCCCAUCACCGGGCUCAGGUAUCGAUGUAUGAAGUGUGUUAACGUCCACGUGUGUCAGAGCUGCUUCCUGACCGACCGACGAACCAGGAAACACAAAACCCACCAUCCAGUGCUCGAGUUCUGCACUCAGCCCACCUGGAGAGAGUCUCUGUCCUCGUUAGUGCACAGUGCUCGUCAUUCUCUGUUGCCACGGCGAUACACUCAAAGAGAAGCUGAUAGGCAGAGAGUCCUGAUGUGGGCGGAGCCAGCGGAGACUCAGAACAGAGCUCCGCCCCCCUCUGACGCCUCAACACGAUUGGCUGACGCAGCUCACAGUCCCUCCUCUGACAGAGAGGUUUCCCAUGAUGCCUCGGGGCGGCGGCCUUCGUCUCAGUGCUCGACGAAAGCUCUGCAGACGGACGAGGAGACGCCGAGUCAGCAGGCGUCGCUUCUGACUGAAGUCAGAAACCUGCAGAGAGACAAAUGGCUGCUGGAGCAGCAGCUGCAGGCCUGGCGGCUCACCGUCCAAUCAGAGCAGGGCGUCCUGGAGGACAGGUGCUCUGAGAUGGAGGUCACCAUGGAAACGCUGAGACAGCACAACACCUGUCUGCAGGGCAUGCUCACACAGGCUCUGAACAAGAUGGAGGCUCGAACACACACUGACAACACGCCAGAGAGCACGCUGGACACGGAGAACACAGAGAACACGCAGGGAGGGAACAUCACGCCAACCUCUGACACGCCAACAAACAUAGAAGAAGAAGAAGAAGAAGAAGAAGAAGAAGAAGAAGAGGCGGAGCUGAUGAAGGCAGAGGAGGAGUGGCGUGUAGAUGAACUACAAACUCCAUCUCCCACAAUCCACCAGGACUCUCCUCUGUCACAUGAUGGACACUGUGAGGAGGAGUCUGCAGAUGAUGCAUGUCUCCAUCAUCCAAUAGGACCACAGCACAGACCAGAGGAGGCGGAGUUAGAGGGACAAGGCACCUGUCUGCCUGAAGGAGGAGGAGGGGAUUGUGGGAAGUGUAGUCUGGAGGAGCUGCUGCAGAAGACUGUGGACAGACUGAAGACUGAGCUACAGACAGACAGGUGGACAGAGAGACAGACAGGUGAGGGAAAGGGGGCGGAGCUCCUGCAGGCUGCAGAGCAGGUGGGAGCCGCGAUCCACCACCUGGUGGACGCUGUGAGAACAAAGUGA